Molecule: messenger RNA, 2298 nt
Organism: Prorocentrum cordatum
Lineage: Eukaryota; Dinophyceae; Prorocentrales; Prorocentraceae
Source: the annotation of a GenBank genome assembly
AUGUCCGAACAGUCAGCGGCGGCCGCUGCCCGCCAAAAGCAGACGGCGCUGCCAGAGGACGGGGCGCUCGCGCAGCUGAAUGCGCGCAAGCAGAGGCCCCGAUCGGCUCGAGAUGCAGAGGAGUCGGCGGCGCGCAAGGAAGCGCGCAAGGAGAGGCCCCCAUCGGCUCCAGAUGCAGAGGAGUCGGCGCCGCCAGAGGACAGGGCGAAGCUGAAGGCGCGCAAGGAAGCGCGCAAGGAGAGGCCCCCAUCGGCUCGAGAUGCAGAGGAGUCGGCGCCGCCAGAGGACAGGGCGAAGCUGAAGGCGCGCAAGGAAGCGCGCAAGGAGGCGGCUCGAGAUGCAGAUGAAUCGGCGCUGCCAGAGGACCGGGCGCUCGCUGUGAAGCUGAAGGCGCGCAAGGAGGCGCGCAAGGAGGAGGUCCGAUCGGCUCGAGACGCAGAGGAGUCGGCGCUGCUAGAGGACGGGGCGAAGCUGAGGGCGCGCAAGGAAGCGCGCAAGGAGGCGGCUCGAGAUGCAGAUGAGUCUGCGAAGCUGAAGGCGCGCAAGGAGGCGCGCAAGGAGGAGGUCCGAUCGGCUCAAGAUGCAGAGGGGUCGGCGCUGCCAGAGGGCCGGGCGCUUGCGAAGCUGAAGGCGCGCAAGGAGGCGCGCGAGGAGAAGGUCGGAUCGGCUCGAGGCGUCGAUGCUGCAAAGGAGUCGGCGCCGCCAGAGGACCGGGUGCUCGAGAAGGGGGGGGCGAGCAAGGAGAGGCCUCGAUCGGAUCGAGAUGCAGAGGAGCUGGCGCUGCCAGAGGACCGGGUGCUCGAGAAGGGGGGAGUGCGCAAGGAGAGGCCCCGAGAUGGGGAGGAGCCCGCGCAGGAGGGGAAGCUGAAGAAGCAACGCGAUGAGGGCUUACCACAGGACCCUCGCACACGCAAGGCUCACCGUCGGGGUGACGCCAGCCAGCCCCCUGGGACCGCAACGCCACAGCAGAGUAAACGACUGCCGAAGGAGGACAGCUCUGCGAAGACGGCGAGGCCACAGGAGUGCACGGCGAGCUCCACGAAGGAAGCGAGGAGCGGUGAGGAGAUGAAGCCGACGGCCCUGAAGGAGCCCCCCGAGGACAGGGCAGCAGCCAUGGAGGCCCUGCAGGACGAGGCAGGGGCGGCCCUUGGCAACCAGCAGAAGGCCGCGGACAGUGCGAGCUCCGAUUCCGAGUCUGACGAGGAGUUCGAGGCGGAGAAGAUCAACACCACGGAGGUCGACUUCAAGAAUGGCGAUGGCCCCGAGGCGGAAGGUUGCGCAUCCCACAUCAGUUCGUCCGAUGAAGAAGACGCUGAAGUGCAUCACACUGGAGGCUCCGCGACUGGCAGGGGCGAGAAAAACACGAGUGGAAAGGAUGAUGGAGACGGCCAUGGCAAGGCUGAGGGCGAACGCAUGUCUGACAGCGGCUCCGAGAGCGAGGAGGGCGGCACCGUCGACGCCCACGGCAAGAAGGCGGGCGAGAACGACGGCAAGGAUACGAUCCUUGCGGCGAAGAACCUUGCGAAGGCCCCCAACGAGUGGAAGCGGUUCGACAGGCUCUACAGGAACCCCGCGAAAAUGAAAUCGCUCAGGAAUGGAGAGUCCAAGCUCGAGCUGUUCCAGAAGUUUUUGGAGUGUGACUUCGACGAAGCUAAGUUCUUGGUGAAGAUGAACAAGGUCGCCGAGAUGCGGAAGUCCCGCACGGACAGCCUGAAGCUGUACACAGUGAGGCAGAUGAAGGAGGACCUCCAUUAUGACGAGGCCACGAUCAAAAAGGUGGUGGAGGUCAACGAGAAGAAGGGAUGGUGGCGCCCAGACAAGAUCAACCCGGACAACAAGGACCUGAGGAAGUACUUGGCCGAUUCAGGUGGAUCGGUGGACGCGACGAGCUCCUUGACUGAGAGUUUUGGAGUCUCGGCCGAGAUGGCGAUCGACGCGGACAAGGCCACCGACUUGCUCCACGCUGGCGUGCUGCAGACCGAGUCGUGGAUGGGAGAGCAGGGGAUCGACGAUGCCAUGGACCUCAUCCCUCGCGGCACGAUCAACGCGGACACGACGGACAAGGAGAAGCAGAAGGCAGAGAGGGAGGCCGCGAAAUUGGCGAAGCUCGCCAAGAGGACGCCGCUUGAAGUCGGCCACGACCUGCUCGACGAGACGAUCAACUUCGCGGCCGAUCUGGACAAGCACAGGUUGCGGUGCGAGGGCAAGUCGCUGGCGAGGCCCACCUUGGACGCCCUCGUGGCCCUGGAGAAGGACGUGAAAAAUAUACUCGCCGAUCUCAAGCAGAAGGUGGUGUGA